Molecule: messenger RNA, 2013 nt
Organism: Exaiptasia diaphana
Lineage: Eukaryota; Metazoa; Cnidaria; Anthozoa; Actiniaria; Aiptasiidae
Product: zinc finger protein OZF-like
Exons: 2
Coding region: 120-1637 (505 amino acids)
Biological process (GO): regulation of transcription by RNA polymerase II
Molecular function (GO): DNA-binding transcription factor activity; RNA polymerase II cis-regulatory region sequence-specific DNA binding
Source: RefSeq, a predicted model, not a curated record
CUGAAGUUCAUGGAAGUUCAUAUUUCUUCUGGACAUUUACAGCUUGUGUCUGCUUGAAAAACGAUUCGUUAAGUUUUAUAGUGUUAUGCUGACAAGAUUUACAAGUCAAAGAUUUCAGGAUGUAUAAAGAAUUCUGCAGUAUUGCUAUACAGACRGAUGACUUGGGCUGYAAUAAUGGUUGUACUUCAAUGUUCAUUGAUACAGAAUCACUCACUGUCCRCAACAAAUUGGAAACACCACAGCAUGACUCUUGUAUUGGAGUUGAGGCCAAAGAAAAUACACCUUGUUUCAGUAAUGCAGAUUCUGUUAAUAUUUUUAGCAAUACAUUGGAAAGUGUGGAAUUUGAAAAUGAAUUAAAUCAYAGUAACAGCACAGAUUCCUUUGAUUCAUCAGAUACAUUAUCUGAAGAAAACACAGGGGAUGCUAUAGUAAAUGUUGAACAUAGAAUUGAUUAUAGUGUUGAAUAUACUGAAUCAAGUGACUUCCCGAACAAUUUAGACAGCAGUAAAGAUGGAAAUGAAGUUGAAAAUAUGGCUGCUGGUCCUAACAUCUCAGGAGGAUUACAUGAACAGCAAUACCAGCCGAAUGAAGAUGAAAGUGCCAUCCAAAGCAAUGUGCAUGAUCAGUGUAGUCAAAACCAGACAGCAUUUCCUUUGAAAUCUGGAGAUAUGAAAGAAAAAGUAGAUGAAAGACCCUUUGAGUGUCCACAAUGUAAAAAGAGGUACCGCAGUCAAACUGCUUUGGACCGACAUAUAAAAUUGCACACAGCAGAAAAGCCUUUUACAUGUCGACAUUGCAAAAGGAAGUUUCGUCGGCAAUGCGAUUUGUAUGUUCAUUCAAAAGUACAUACUUUAGCACAGCCUUUUGAGUGUCCUGAAUGCAAGAAAAAGUUUCGUAGGCAAUGUGAUAUGAGAUGGCACUUAAAAGUGCACUUAAAAGAGCGACCAAUUGUGUGUCCACUCUGCAAUAAGAGGUUUAUUAGUAACAGUUCUCUAAACAACCACAUGAAAUUCCACUCGGAAGAACGACCAUUUGAAUGUCAACAAUGUAAGAAAACAUUUCUCAGAAAUUGUGAUUUGAAGAGGCAUUUGAAAAUACACACUGGCGAAAAACCAUUUGAGUGCUCUCAAUGUGAAGGGAAGUUCACUUUUAAAUUUGAUUUGAAAAAGCAUGAACGAAAUGUUCAUCUWAAAGAGAAGCGUUUUGCAUGCACAUAUUGUGGGAAAAAAUUUGCACAGAGUGAUGACGUAACAAGGCAUCAGAGACUUCAUACUGGAGAGAAACCUUAUAAUUGUYCACACUGUGACAAGACUUUUGCUCAGCGACAAUCUCUAAAAACACAUAUUCGUUUACACACUGGAGAUAAACCGUAYGAGUGUAGUCAUUGUGGGAACAAAUAUGCACAAAGUGGUUCAUUAAAAACUCACCUUCAGGCUGCUCACUUUGGUGAAAAACCRUAUCAGUGCACUACAUGUGAUAAAAGGUUUAACCAAAACAAGGAUUUGACAAGGCAUAUUCUGACACACACUGGAGAAAAACCCUUCCAGUGCACACUCUGUCAGAAGAAAUAUGCAGAUAAACAAACACUUAAAAAACAUCUGAGAAAGCAUUCUGGGGAAAAUUCCAAUGUUUGUUGACUCCAUAGGCAUUGUAAGUGACGCCAUUUUGUGCAGCAAAGCAUGAUGGUAGUUGUAGUCCUUAAACUUUUUUAUGUCCGUUACAACAGCUCUAAGCAGUUUUUGCUUUUUCUGAGUAAAAAUAGAAGUGUUGUACUAUAUCAAAGAAAAAAUAAAAAUACCUUUUAGGGAGAUAUUAUUUUUAGGGUCUAUGAUAAGCACAAGGACUAUAAUAUAAUAUAAUAAUAUAAUAAUAAUAUAAUACAAGGACAACAACUUAUAUCAAUAAUGCUUUGCUGCACAAAAUGACGUCACUGUACACUGCCUAUUGAGAUUGUAUGUUUUGAUGUUUCUUGUACAUAAUACUCUAAAUAAAUUACCUUGACUGGCCGUUGAG